UUUGUAGUACGGACAUUGUUUACUCAUGCGCAUCGACGCAAAUGGUAAUUUCAUCACUAGAUUAUGAAUUAGUUUCGUAAUGUAAUAGGAUAAUUGGUUGUGCUACUAUAUGGCUUUGAUUGGGGAUGUUUAAUGUGAAUAUAAUUUUAUGCUGCAUGAACUAUUUGGAUUAUCAGAAAAGAUCUCUAUUUGAUUGAGUUCAAAAAAGUUUUAAAAAAGAUGCUUAUCCAUGAUCAUAAGCCUACAGUAGCUGAAAUCUAUGGUUAUGGAAUCUUAGCUAAUGCAAUAUGUUGCAUAUGUUCAAUUGGCGGAGCAGUGAUUUUGCCAUGCGCAAAACGGUUUUCAAAUGCAUACCACGUGUUUUUGUCUAUUUUUAUGGGGUUAGCUGUAGGAACAUUAUUUACGGGAGCAGUAGUACAUUUGAUCCCUGAGGCUUUAGGAAUUCACAGCCACGGUGCACACGAACACGAACAUAACGAAACAGAAAUCCACCAUGAGGAGGAUCAUCAUAAGGAAUACCAUGUGGAUGACUAUAUUUGGUACUGUAUGGUUAUCUUGUUGGGAACAUAUUCAUUUUAUCUUCUUGAAACAGUGAUGUCUAUUGUAAAAAGGAAAAAGGGGAUAAUAGCAGACCCUGAUCCAACACCGGAGCCAGUAGUAAUGACAGUUGACAAGCCGAAUGGGGAUUUUCAUAAAAUGGACGAGAUUAGUUCGAGCGACUCAAAAAGUAUGAAAUCUGUAAAUUCACAAAAAGAAUCAGGUGUUACAUCUUUAGCACUUAUGAUUAUAAUUGGUGAUGCAAUACACAACGUAACCGAUGGUCUUGCUUUAGGAGCAGCUUUUUCCAGUAGUAUAGGAGAGGGAAUAUCACUUACCAUCGCAAUAUUUUGUCAUGAGUUGCCACAAGAGUUAGGUGAUUUUGCUAUAUUGCUGAACAGUGGAAUGUCAUUUUGGAAGGCAAUAUUGGCGAAUUUGUUUGCGUCACUGUCAGCCUUUAUUGGAUUUUUUGUCGGUGUUCAAGUAGCAACAGAUGAAACUGCCGUUAAGUGGAUUUUUGCCUUUACAGCUGGGAACUUUUUAUAUAUAUCUUUAGUUGACAUGUUACCAGAGCUAGUCAGGCAUGGAUGUGGAAGUGUGAAGACAGUUUGCUAUCACAACAUUGGAAUGAUAUUUGGGGCAUUUAUUCUUGUUGUUAUAGCAGUUUUUGAAGAGCAUAUAGAUGUUCAUUAAUAUUGAGAUAAUGAUUUAAACUGGUACAUUCGGCAUAAACUAUCUUAUCUUAAAACUCAACUCUACAGUUCAGUGUCCUAGCAAUUUUUUCAAUGCAUUUGGAUUUGUUGUAAAUAUUAUUCUUUAAUGUUACUUGUCCAAUUUAUCGUCAUUCGUAAACUACAGUUUUUCGUGUCCUUCUCCCUCCAAAUCAUCGGAAACACAACAAUCUGUCAGUCUUUUAGGAUUGACGAAAUACUAACUUCAGUGUACACAACAAGUGUUUCUUAAAUAACUUUAUCAGGUACGCUUGAAACUGAACAUUAUGAUCCUAUAGAGUUAACUUCCUUUAUGUGAUUGACAACUAAAGAUUUAUAAUGAUCAUAUAGCGUGUAAAAAAACAUUAACGAUAAGAUGUAAUAAAGAGUUGACAAAUUGAUGUUAAAACCCCAAAAAACACAAAUAAGACGACGGUAUGGACCUCAGUUUUAUAUGAAGUCAUUUAAUGUUGAGAUACUAGUUAAUUAAUUUCUAGUUGUGUUUUCUAGGAAAUCACUUUAUUUAAGUCUAAAACACAAAUGUAUGAAAAUGAUGUCGUAUUUUGUUUUCAUAUUCAUUGCAGUUUUUUGUAUAGAUAUUUAGAAUUGCUGAACUGAUUUUGUAAUGAAAGCAUUGUAAUUUGUCCAAUGAAACAUGUUUUGUUAUUACUGACGUUUCAUUUAUUGUCAUUAUUUAAAUAUGUGUUGACACAUAAAAUGUUGACUGAAAAUGUCUCAUUUCAUAUCGAGUUAUAUGGGUUUUUAGUCAGAUCAAAGAAUAAUUUCAAGAAAUCCGAUAAAAAAUUUAAAAAAAAACAAUUGUUAACUAGAUAUAUAGGAAAUGUUUGAAUAUUGUUUUGCUCGAUUAUAUUAGUAAAUAUUAUUCAUGAGCUUACAAACAGAUUAUACAAUCUGUCUGAUUGAAGGUGUUUUCUGCAAAUGUAUAUGUUACAGGUGUCAAAUGUUUGCGGUUGUUGGUUCUCUGUCUCUGGUAACCAUCUGCUACUGUCUAUCUUCAUUUUUACAAUAAAUUUGUUUACAUACAA
Molecule: messenger RNA, 2293 nt
Organism: Mytilus californianus (California mussel)
Lineage: Eukaryota; Metazoa; Mollusca; Bivalvia; Mytilida; Mytilidae
Product: zinc transporter ZIP12-like
Exons: 11
Coding region: 220-1230 (336 amino acids)
Biological process (GO): zinc ion import across plasma membrane; intracellular zinc ion homeostasis
Cellular component (GO): membrane
Molecular function (GO): zinc ion transmembrane transporter activity
Source: RefSeq, a predicted model, not a curated record